GCUCAGAGCUGGUCCAACGCGUGCGAAUCCACGGGAGGAGGUGAAAAGGUGGAGGGUGAGAUGGUGGAGGGUGAGAUGGUGGAGGCAGGUAUCGGUGGCGUGGCUGAACCGGUGCCCUGCAGCGCCGCCCUGCCCUUCGUGCACGUGUUCGCCGUGUCCGGCGUGCCCGGCCAUCCCGGCCUGCCCGGGGGCCCCAUCUCCGUCCUGCCCAGCGGAGUGCUCCCGUGGGCGUGGGUGCAGUACGCCGGCGCGCCGCUCUGGCACCAGCGGAAGGUGCUGGGGCGCUUGCGGCCAUCGGCAGCGCGUCCGACUGAGCCGCUCCGGCUCAUCAUCGCGACGCCCCAGUCCGACGUGUACGACGAGGACUACGCGGGCACCAGCGCGGACAUCCAAGGUGUCAGGAUGGCGGCUGCCCGGGCUAUCCCUCCUGGCCUGGACCGCGGCCAGACGCACCGCUUCCAUCGGGACCCGACGGCAGCGGAGCUGGUGGCCUUCAACGUCGCGGCCGAGCAGGUGUGCCAGGACAUCCUCGCCAACGAGGCGAUGCUGGCGGGGGUGCCCUUCGUGCCGAACCCGCAGGGCUGCCUCCAGCCUCUCUGUCGGAGUUCUUGGACGGCGCCGGGCCCGCUGCUGGCGCGCCGGUGGCUGCUGCCCCUGGAGUCGCAGCGGCUCCCCUCGGCGGCGCGGCCGCUGCUGUGCCGGACAAGAUAUGCGGAGGCAGUCAGGGACAUGACCGAGAGCGUGGUGAGCAAUUGGCCGACCCCUGGGCCGCGGAGUGUGCACUGGUGUGUUGUAUGGUUAGAGCGCCGUUCCAGCACCCCCCUGUCGCACCACCGCUGGUUCACCUCGACGUUCAACCUGAAGUCUGAUCAGUGGGGCGUAGAGCAGCAUGGGACGGCGCUCCGAGCGCUGGAAGAGCUCAUCUGCUUCGACGGAACCGACGCUUCGAACUUGGCAGGCGUCGAGGUGAUCAUGAGAAAGGCCCAGCUCACCGAAUAUGUCUACUGGAUGGACUCGCUCGGCAACGCCGAGAAGGGGAAAGGUGCCAGCAAGCCGUCCGUCUCGUUCAGCGGCCUCAUGGACGAGUCGGCGAUCUUCUCUGGCCUCAACAAGGACACGGGCGCCGCGAUGGUCUGUCCGGCGCUCUUGGACCACGUCUCAGCCGAAGUCCAAAAGGACGCCGCGAUUUUGAACCAGGUCUCGCAGCAACUAUCCUCUGCGCCGCUGCCCGUCCACCCAUGCGAGUCUUCAGUAGGCGGCACUUCGCUGGGCUGGCAGUUCUCGGCGGACUCCGCCGAGGUCCGGGCAUUCCGGAGCUUCGGCCGAAGGCACCUCCACCUCGGGGACUCCAUGGCGCCCAUCCUCGCGACGGGGGCCUCGUUCCUCGAGCACAAUGUGAUCAAGCCCCAGCAGCGGAUGAGAUACAUCACGAUGGUGAACGACUUCAAGAGCUGGUGCCUAGUCAUGGGGAUCGCCCUGGACACCGUGCGGCAGCUCGUCGUCGGCCUGGCCCAGUACUUCCACGACCUCUUCUUCAACGGCGAGGUCGUCGAUCGGGCCUCAGCUCUGUUGGCUGCCCUGGCCCACCUGGAGUCCUGCCGACUGUCGCGGAAGACUCCGGAGCUUCCUCGGGCGCGGGCCGCCCUGCGGGGAUUCGGCCGCCUGGCUCCGAAGCGGGCCCGGUUGCCCAUGCCGUGGGUCGUCGCGGCGCUCGUGAUCGUGAAGAUGAUCGCCUGCGGGAACGUGGGGGCCGGCUGGCUGACGCUCCUGAACUUCGCGUUCUACUGCCGGCCGUCGGAGCUCCUGCGGGCCCGCCGGAAGGAUCUGAUCCCCCCAGUCGCUCGCGGCCUUCUACGACUCCGUCACUGGGGGAUCCUGCUGAAUCUCCUGGAGGGGGAGAUCCCGAGCAAGACGCAUGCGUACGACGAGUCCUUGAUGAACGACAACCCGGACUUCAAGUGGAUCGACACCGCGCUGGAGCACCUGCGCCUCAACGAGCAGGUGCACGGGCUCGACCAGGACGCGCAGGCAGCGGUCAACCUCUGCGCGGAGCACAUUGGCUCAGUGAUCCCGCAGCCGCGCCUCGCGCAGCAGCUUCUCGCGGGGGCCGAUUUGCCCUGGAGCUCUUCGCUGGGCAGCGUGCACGUUUUGUCUCUGCUAACGUUCACCUCGCACACCUUCAGCGUCUUUGCGCCGGCCGCGAAGUUUGUGAAUUCAGCGACCAACCUCGCAUUGUUCUUCAAGGACAUGAUCAGUCAG
Prorocentrum cordatum is the source of this 2259-nucleotide messenger RNA. Lineage: Eukaryota; Dinophyceae; Prorocentrales; Prorocentraceae. The record is from the annotation of a GenBank genome assembly.